This is a messenger RNA of Owenia fusiformis, 6623 nucleotides long. NCBI's taxonomy places the organism in Eukaryota, Metazoa, Annelida, Polychaeta, Sabellida, Oweniidae. The record is from the annotation of a GenBank genome assembly.
CCUUAUAGAUUUGGCAUGUGAAAAAAGUUACGAACUUGAAUGUUUUUUUCCUUUUAGCCAUUUAUCUAAGAACGAAGCUACUAUCCAUUGAUGUCACACUAUAAAACGUAUUGAUAUCUUGCGAAAAUGCAGAAGAGUCCUGCAUGCCCGACCUGUUACAACAUAUUUGGUGCUAAAGACAACAGAGCACAGGGCAACCGUACACCCCUGUUGUUAAGAUGUGGUCAUACAUUCUGUGAAGGAUGUAUCGUGAAGCUGGCCAAGUUGAAGAACAAUGUCGUCCAGUGUCCAACAUGUCAGAAAGACACUCCUCUAAAAGAUGGCGUGAACAGUCUUUGGCCAGAUAUAUAUGUCCUCGGACUGUUGUCUAUUAACAAACGGUAUUCAGUUGAUCAUGAGUUAAAACUGGCUCCAGCUGGUAUGAUCAAAGUUCCUCAGAAAAAGAAGCCUGACAAUUGCCAGCAAAGUGAGAUACAACCUUGUACUGAAUGCAAUAUCAACUCUGCAACUUGUAGAUGUCUCAAGUGUGAUUGUAUUUUCUGUGGCGUAUGCUUUGACAGGGUUCAUUCUCAUUCUAAAGCUCUACAAAAGCAUAAGGCAGUGUCUAUUGGAGCUGAGGGGGCUAUAAUGACUGAAAAGUUCUGUUCAGAGCAUAAUGAUCGACCAAUAGAAUACUUCUGUGAAGACGAUGAUUCCUCUAUAUGUUCUCAUUGUGUUAUUGUGGGGGCUCACAAAGGACACGCUAUAUCAUCAAUGGAAGAAAAGAAUCGCCUAGCACUUGAUAUGCUGGAACCAGCCAUGGGAAUCGCCAGUGCUAUUCACAAGCGACUAAAAGUCUCAGAAAAGAAACUGAGCAGUGCCAUCCCUGAUAUCAGAAUAGAGAUGAGUCAACUGAUUGAUGAUGUCAAAACUCAGUUCCAAAUGUUACAUGGAGCCUUACAGGCGCGUGAAGUGGUACUCAUUGAUCAGAUAGAGUCCAUAUUUAUGGCAGAGACUGCACCUUUAGAAGAGAUGAAAGUGAAACUGAGUGAAGAAAUACGAGACAUGUCAGUUACACUCGGGGAGAGCUACAAAGCGUUACAUAAUGACAAACAUGUGUUUAUGAAUGCUAACACGAUCUUGGAAAAACUGAACAGUGUGAAGACAUUCCCCUGCCAUGUCAUGUCUACAGAUGACAGCCAGGAUAUAAAGUUGACCUUUGAUGAUACUCUACUAAAAGCACUUGAAUCACAUGGAACCAUAGAGAGUGACACAAAUCCUCGAUUCAAGAUCGUAACAUUAAAUGAAGUGCCGGAGGAGGAGAGCGAAGAUAAUGAAAGUGAGGUUGCUGAUACGGCAGACACAGAAAGUGUCAUGUCUGGAAUUUCUGGCACAAGUGGGGCAGCCUCAGCUAUUAUUGAUGAUGUCAUUGAAGAUGACACAAGUGACAGCUCCAGUGCUACAGGCAGCCAUAUUGCACACAGGAAAACUCUGGGCAAACGUCCUCAAAAACUUCUCUCUUUCUUGAGACAAGAGCUUGUGUACGUGACCCAUAUCAAGAACCCAUGUAACUUUGUCAUACAGAGGGUUGCAGAUGGGGACAGACUCAGGUCACUGUCAAGGCUUAUGAACAAAUGGUGCGAGAGUCUAGAGGCCAGGGGACAUAUUCCAAACACAGUCGAACCAGAUGAUCUGGUGCUAGCAAAGUACAAUGCAGAUAAUAACUGGUAUAGAGCAAGAGUGAAGCGUCUUACCACUGACCCUGCCAACAUGGAGAAUUAUUCCAGUAAUAUGGUAGAGGUCUAUUAUGUAGACUAUGGCAACUCUGAGACUGUGGCUGUAUCUAGGUUGCGUACAAUACAGAAGAAAUUCCUCAAGGUUCAAGAAUUGGCAGUCAAUUGUUCACUGGUGGAUAUAGUGCCCCCUGAUAAGGCUUCUAAUUGGUCAAGUGAAGCAAGUGAAGAGUUUGCAAAGAUGAUAGCAGAAAAACCCAUGCUUAUGACGGUUAUAAACCACGCAAACAGUGUGAUGUAUGUUGACCUGAGUAAGCCUCCAAAUGAAGACAUUGAGGAUGACCGUCCUGUCUCUGUCCGUGAUGCUCUCGUCUUCCUUGAGCUUGCUGUGUUUCUCUCUGAGGCUUCAGUGGAAAUUCCAGGACGACCUUCAUCUUUCCCUGUGAGGAAGUACCUUACCCCUGAGUUACCAAACAUUGGGGAGAAGAUUGAUGCACAUAUAAGCCACGUUGUUCACCCAGACCAGUUCUACGCUCAGCUGAUUGGGGAUGAAGCGGUCUACUUAGCACAGAUGAUGAAUGAUCUGCAAACAACAUAUAACAAGGACAGGGGUGAUUUAUGGUCUAUAUUCUGCCCUCAGCGGAACAUGAUUUGUGUCUGCCAAUUCUCCGAGGACAACUUGUGGUACAGGGCUAAAGUCACUAUGCUCCCUGGCAGACGGCGGGUUGAGGUUCAAUAUGUGGACUUUGGCAAUGUCGAGACUGUAUCAUACUAUAAGCUGAAGAAGAUCUUGGACUCUUUCCUAAUACUACCUACUCAGGCCAUACAGUGCAGCUUGGCUGAUGUAAGACCCCUUGACAAGUCAAAUGGAUGGUCCAUGGCGGCCAUUGAUUGGUUUGGGAAUGCGGAUAAACGCAAACUGAGAAUUGAAAUUGUUGGUGUUAAGCAAGGCAAUAUCUUAGAGGUUGUCCUAUAUGAUGCGUCCAAUCCUCAUGUUGAAGAAAUAUGUAUAAACAGUGAGCUGGUACGACAUGAUCUCGCCAUCAGUACUGGACCUAGGUCUCUCCCUGCUGACCCUCUACCGGAGAACCUAAUUCAGGAAAGUCCCUCUCUUUCAAAUCAUAUAGAUUCUCCUAUCACGACAACCUCCCACCAUGCAUCAGUAUCCCCACCCAGACAAAUAACCAAACCUAAGGAAGCUACACCUACACCAAAGGAAAUGUCACCAGAGAGGAAGAAGGCACCAGAUCGUAAGAUGUCCAAGGCUGUUAAAGUGAGCCACUGUGAGUCCCCUUCAGAGUUGUAUGUCCAGUUAGCUACAGCAGGAGAGGAUGGACUUGAUGAGCUCAUGUCAGGACUGCAGAGUGAAUUUGAAGGCUCUGAUUAUAACCCAGUAUCAUGGCAUGAGAUGGAAUUCUGUGCAGCUAGGUACUCUGUAGAUACCCUAUGGUAUCGAGCACAGAUCAGGAAAAUAUUACCAGAUAAUCAAAUUGAGGUGUUUAUGGUAGACUAUGGCUACAUCGACACACUACCAUUGACUGAAACACGUGUUCUCGCCAACUCUGACGACCAACCACAUUGUUUCUGCAUACGCUGCCAUCUAUCUGAUAUCUGUGCUGCGGGAGAUAAGAAUUCUUGGUCUAGAACCGCGUGUGAGGCGCUUGGUGAUGUUGUUAGGGCAAACCCAGAGUUGUAUAUUGUAAACAAGAAUGAGAUGCUGGGUGAUUCCCUAGCAGUGGAUCUGCAGGUAGAGGAGAAGAUAGAAGGUGAUGCUCUCACCCCCUCCACUGUAGAAUACAUCAGCGUCAGUAAGGUCCUUGUUGAGAAAGGACUUGCAAUACCAAUCAGAAGGAAGAGCCCCGAGUCUCCUAGUAUGCCAACUACUCCUGAUCCAUCAACUGCCUCAGUCCAACCAUUCUCAUCAUCUCAGUUCCAACCAGACACAGACAAUCAACCCACCACCCCUAGUCUACAACCUAACACCCCUAGUCUUCAACCCACAAUCCCUAGUCCCACAAAUGAGGAAACUAAUCAUGCAAUCGAUACAUCCAAUGCUGGAGGUGAUAAUAACAUUCUAAUUGAUAAAGAGAGAAGUCCUGAGAACAUAAAAGCUGAGACCAAAAACCGACAAGGGGAUUCAGGCAUUGUAAUCGAAGACCCUGAACUUUCUGCCCAGCAGUCACUUAGCUCAGGGUUAUCAGUGGAAGAAGACUCUUCAGAGGCCCCAUCUGAAUCCAGUAAACCAACUCCAGAUAUGGUUAACGGUAUAGUUGAUGUUGAAGACCCUUAUCAAGUUAUUAAAUACCUCCCUGCUCCUGUGCCAAAGUCGAACCUUUUGGAGAAAGUAGUUCCGACAUAUGUGGGAAGUGACGGAACAAUAUUCCUGCAUGAAGUGAAACCAGAAGAGGACCCCGAGGGACGUAUCGGAUACCUACUACAGGAGAGUACGCCAGAGAAAAUAGUCCAGGACCAUUAUAUUGCAAAGCAAAAUCGUCAUCGUUUCAUGAUUCCUCGUGAUGGGAAUUGUCUCUAUAGGGCAUUUAGCGAGGGUAUAUUUAAAGAUCAAACAGAGCAUAUGGCAAUGAGAAAAACAGUGGUGAAUAAUGUUCUAGAUCGCUGGGAUGAUAUUGCUCAUCUAAUGGGUAUGUCUAAAGAACAAUAUGCCGAUGAUAUGGCCAAAGAAGGUACCUAUGGAGGAGAACCAGAAAUUCAUGUUAUAUGCUGGGCAUAUAAUAUUACGGCCAUUGUUCACUUUGGAGGUUUUAAGUACCCUGUUCAGACGCGGAGAUAUGGUGAGGGGCAGAGAGGCGAGGUUGAAGUUGCAUAUUUAUCUGAUGGCAAAAUAGAUGGGGGACACUAUGAUCUUGUUUUAAAACACAGACGACCAAGAAAUGAAAUUUAUGAAAAGUGGCGGGAGGAGAGAGUUCGGGAAUUGAAAAAAGAAAGAUCUUAUUCUGAUGUCACAAUAUAUGAUGACAGCAUACUGGACCAACUAAUGAACCACCUCCAAGACAUGUACAAUACAUCAGAGAUUGACUAUGACAUCACAAUACCAUGGCAGAUUGGACAAGCCUGUGUUGCAAGGUUCACAGAUGACCAAAGCUGGUACAGGGCAAAAAUCACCAAUGUCUUUGAGGAUGCGGUUCAGGUGCUUUACAUCGACUUUGGUAACAGUGAGCGUCUCUCCCUGCAGAAUCUCAGACGUAAGGUUAUUAUGGCAGAGAUACCCCAAUUCACUCUAGAGUGUAAACUACAUGGCAUUGUACCUAUAACCAGUGACGGCCAGUGGUCAACUGAGGUGCUCACUUUCAUACAUGAUGAGAUAGUCAACAAUGAUUGCACCAUUAUGAUCAAAGGAGAACCUAAAUAUGGGGAGCCUCUGGAGGUAGACCUUGUUCUCCCUAACCAACAGGACCUUGGAGAGUUCCUCUGUUUCACUAGCAAGGCCAUGAAGAAUGAGUAUUAUGAGGCAUAUCUCUCAACUGUGUCGCCAUCUUUCAGCAAAGUUGAUGUACCAGAUCUCACUGAGGUUGUGUUCCCAUAUGAGCCUAUGCCACUACCAGAUGUAGGAGACUUAUUUAAGGUAUCAGUUACCAACAUGGGCACAACUCCAACACAGGUCAGCAUCCAGCACUGUUUGGAACCACAUACUGAUGAUCCAAACAAGAAGGAGUUCAACUCUCAACUAGAACAGCUGGAACAAAUGGCUGUUCUGUUGAAUUCACAUGCUCCCACUGCUGAUCCAUUAGAUAUUGAUGAUAUCCAUAUUGGUACAGCCUGUCUAGGUCAGUACACAGUAGAUGACUGCUGGUAUAGAACUGAGGUAUUAGCCAAGGAGACUGUAGGAGAAGAGACCAGGAUUCUUGCCUUGUAUGUGGACUAUGGUACCGUGGAGACCAUCACUAUUGAUAGGAUUCGUACCAUAUCAUGGGAAUAUCGUAUGUUACCUGCUCAGUCCAUGCGCUGUGAAAUCAAAGGGCUUGUACCACCAGGUGGCGCAAGUACUUGGUUACCUGCUGCUGUUGAGACGAUGAGUGAAUGUAUUGCCCUUGAACCACAGAUAGCAUGUAUCAAGGACAUACUAGAAGGCAAGCGUCCCCUUAUUGAACUCUACAAACCUCCAGCUGAGGUAGGACCUGAUGGUUUACCACUCGAUGGCUCAAGAGGUCUACAAUACUCGUAUAAACCACUUCUAGACUGUGGUAUUGCUGUACUAAAGGAGGAAUGAACUCUCAGUAUAUAUGGCGUAUUUGCAACAAGUAGGAGAACUCAGUUGAUAGUAUAUGGACACUGAGGCGGGCGCUGAGGUACCUAGAAUAACUGUAGAUUUACAGAGAAGAUGAUAUUAUAUUUUCACAAAUUGUCAAAGAUGGUGUUUAUUCACAAAAGACUUGUACAAUGUAUAUUGACUUGUACAUUGACAAUGUAUAAAGACUUGUGCAAUGUAGAUUGCUAGAAAACAUUGUUCACAAAUAAUGAAAAAUGCAUAGAAACCCCAAGAAUCUGCAAGUUUCCUAUCAUAAACUUGUAGUUACAUACCGGUAAUUAUCUUGUAUUAAAACCUUAAAUAAGCAUUUAUAAUUUAGAUUUUAUUUCAAAACAAUUUUAGAAAAAAAUUGGUGUAGUUAUUGUAGUUAAGGAUCAAAAGUGUAUUAUUUUUUCUAUGUCGAUUUCAAACUUCAUAUGUUAUCGAAGGUGUCGAAGGAAAAUCAUAACUUGAUUCAAAUGCAGGCAUUGCUAAAAAUCCAUGUUAAGUAUUAACUGAUUUAUGCAAGUUUUCUAAAUAUGUAUAAUACAAAUCGGUGCUGAUCAUAACGUGCAAGAGAAGUUAACCUGUUCAAUUGUGUCUUGGUUGCUCAUAUACAACUUACAUGUAGUCUUUGUACAAAAUAAAGUUAUUUUCAUACUUAG